This is a messenger RNA of Artibeus jamaicensis (Jamaican fruit-eating bat), 10041 nucleotides long. It is a transcript of the gene ADAMTS5, whose product is annotated as ADAM metallopeptidase with thrombospondin type 1 motif 5. The transcript has 9 exons. Gene Ontology annotation, biological process: proteolysis; extracellular matrix organization. The record is from RefSeq and is a predicted model, not a curated record. Gene Ontology annotation, molecular function: zinc ion binding; metalloendopeptidase activity. Bases 1129 to 3921 code for a protein of 930 amino acids. Lineage: Eukaryota; Metazoa; Chordata; Mammalia; Chiroptera; Phyllostomidae.
GAAGCGGCGCGGGCAGCACUCUGGCCGCCCGGCCCCUCUGCUGGCGGCUGGGAGAAGUUAGUCACCGGGUGCCCUAACCCCGGGAGCGUCGGAGCGCGCAAACCCGGGAAUGGGGAGGGAAGAAACGCGGUACCCGGGCUGCCGGCUGCAGGCGAGAGGAGCGCGGGACGAGGCAGCGCCAGGGAAGCCGAAAGUGCUUUGCUGGUGCACGGAGUUGCUGGGUUUACGAAGCCGGAGCGCACGGGCGUGGAGAGGGGAAAAACUUGCGGCAGGAACUUCCCACCGAGGGAAAGAAAAGCAGGAGAGAAGGAGACAGGGAAAGACUUGAAAUGUCUCAGUAACUUUAAAAACACACCAAACACCCCUUCAGAAGAUGAGGAUGGCAUGCCGCUAUAAAUUCAUUGUUCCACCUCCUCGCAUCUUCACAGCGCUCGCGCUGCUCUCCGCGCUCGCAGCGGCGGACUGGGGAUGACGGCGGGCAGGACGACACUGCACCCGAAGGGACACGGACGCGCCGCUUCACUGGCUCGCUGCAGGCCGCCCCUUGCAUUUUUGUUUUGAUUUUUAUGGCUUUUCUCUCCCUCUCUUUCCUCUCUUCCUCCUGGUUUCAUUAGAGUCAAGGAAACCCACAAAAUAAAAAGAAAGUGGGCUCCGGAUCUUGGAAUCCCCGCUGCCAAAGGGUCCUGGGCAGCAAGGGGGCGGGAGACAGCGCGCACCAGUUGCCCGCCUGGUGCGCGGCACCUUCCUUACGCUCCUUGGUGCAGCGACAGUGGCUGCAUUUGGGAAGGAUUUAGUCCCCCCCCCUUUUUUUCUCAUAUUUGCUGAAUCUCUCCAAGCCGGCUUUUCUCUUUUUAAUUUUUUCCCCUGUUUCCGGAGCACGAAUCCAAACAUUUUCCCAAACCAACAAAGAAAAGUUCGCACGCUGGCACCGUGGCCCGGACAGGCUGGCGUUGCUGCUGGGUCCCCCUCCCUCCGACUCUUGACUCAACUUGCAAGCAAGUGUGUGUGUGUGUGUGUGUGUGUGUGUGUGUGUGCGCGCCCCUACCUCCCGCCCCGGUAACUUCCAUAGCGAAUAACAAAUACCCAUAAAGUCCCCGCAGCGCAGCCCCUCCCCGCGGGCAGCGCACUAUGCUGCUCGGGUGGGCGUCCCUGCUGCUGUGCGCGCUCCGCCUGCCCCUGUUCGCGGCCGGCCCCGCCGCGGCACCUGCCCAGGAUAAAGCCCGGCAGCCCCGGGCUGCUGCAGCGGCCGCCCAGCCCCGCCGGCGGCAAGGGGAGGAGGCGCCGGAGCGGGCCGAGCCUCCGGGCCACCCGCACCCCCUGGCGCCCCAGCUCAAGAGCAGCGGGCUGGUGCAGAACAUCGACCAGAUCUACUCCGGCGGCGGCAAGGUGGGCUACCUCGUCUACGCGGGCGGCCGGAGGUUCCUCUUGGACCUGGAGAGGGAUGAUUUGGUGGGCGCCACUGGCUUUGUGCCCGCAGGAGGCGGGCCGAACGCGACCCGGCGCCACCGAGGCCACUGCUUCUAUAGGGGCACGGUAGACGGCAGCCCCAGAUCCCUGGCUGUCUUUGACCUCUGCGGUGGUCUGGAUGGCUUCUUCGCCGUGAAGCACGCGCGCUACACCCUGAAGCCACUGCUGCGCGGGCCCUGGGCCGAGGCUGAGGCCGGGCGCGUGUACGGAGAUGGAUCCGCGAGGAUCCUGCACGCCUACACCCGCGAGGGAUUCAGUUUUGAGGCCUUGCCACCGCGCACCAGCUGCGAGACCCCCGCGUCCCCACCAGGGCCCCGUGAGCGCCACCCGCAACAUGACAACGCUGACCGACGCUGGACGCUGGCUCCGCAGUUCCUGGACCCGUCGACUCCCUCCUCCGAUGGGGGCCAGGGACCACAGACCUGGUGGCGGCGGCGGCGGCGCUCCAUCUCCCGGGCCCGCCAGGUGGAGCUGCUCCUGGUGGCUGACACAUCCAUGGUGCAGAUGUACGGCAGGGGCCUGCAGCAUUACUUGCUGACCCUGGCCUCCAUCGCCAACCGGUUGUACAGCCACGCAAGCAUCGAGAAUCACAUACGCUUGGUCGUGGUGAAGGUGGUGGUGCUGGGCGACAAGGAUAAGAGUCUGGAGGUGAGCAAGAACGCGGCCACCACACUCAAGAACUUCUGCAAGUGGCAGCACCAGCACAACCAGCUCGGGGAUGACCACGAGGAGCACUAUGAUGCGGCCAUCCUGUUUACUCGCGAGGACUUGUGUGGGCAUCAUUCCUGUGACACCCUGGGAAUGGCAGACGUUGGGACCAUAUGCUCCCCGGAGCGCAGCUGCGCUGUGAUUGAAGACGAUGGCCUCCAUGCAGCUUUCACUGUGGCUCACGAAAUUGGACAUCUGCUCGGCCUCUCCCAUGACGAUUCCAAAUUCUGCGAAGAGAACUUUGGCUCCACAGAAGAUAAACGCUUGAUGUCUUCCAUCCUAACCAGCAUCGAUGCAUCCAAGCCCUGGUCCAAAUGCGCCUCGGCCACCAUCACGGAAUUCCUGGAUGACGGCCAUGGUAACUGUUUGCUGGACCUGCCUCGCAAGCAGAUCCUGGGCCCGGAGGAACUCCCGGGACAGACCUACGAUGCUACCCAGCAGUGCAACCUGACCUUCGGGCCCGAGUACUCGGUGUGUCCCGGCAUGGACGUCUGCGCCCGCCUGUGGUGCGCCGUGGUGCGCCAGGGCCAGAUGGUGUGUCUGACCAAGAAGCUGCCGGCCGUGGAGGGCACGCCCUGUGGGAAAGGGAGGAUCUGCCUGCAGGGCAAGUGCGUGGACAAAACCAAGAAAAAAUACUAUUCGACCUCAAGCCAUGGCAACUGGGGGUCCUGGGGGUCCUGGGGACAGUGUUCCCGUUCCUGCGGAGGAGGAGUGCAAUUCGCCUAUCGUCACUGCAAUAACCCUGCGCCCAGAAACAGUGGCCGCUACUGCACAGGAAAGAGGGCCAUCUACCGUUCCUGCAGCGUGACGCCCUGCCCCACUAACGGCAAGUCUUUUCGUCAUGAGCAGUGUGAGGCCAAAAAUGGAUAUCAGUCUGAUGCAAAAGGAGUCAAAACAUUUGUGGAGUGGGUCCCCAAGUAUGCUGGUGUCCUACCAGGGGACGUGUGCAAACUGACCUGCAGAGCCAAGGGCACCGGCUACUACGUGGUGUUUUCUCCGAAGGUGACCGAUGGAACCGAAUGCAGGCCCUACAGUAAUUCCGUCUGCGUCCGGGGGAAGUGUGUGCGCACCGGCUGUGAUGGCAUCAUCGGCUCAAAGCUGCAGUAUGACAAGUGUGGCGUGUGUGGCGGGGACAACUCCAGUUGCACCAAGAUUAUUGGAACCUUCAAUAAAAAAAGUAAGGGAUACACUGAUGUUGUAAGAAUCCCAGAAGGGGCAACCCACAUAAAAGUCCGACAGUUCAAAGCCAAAGACCAGACCAGAUUCACUGCCUACUUAGCCUUGAAGAAGAAAAACGGUGAGUACCUUAUCAAUGGAAAGUACAUGAUCUCCACUUCGGAAACGAUCAUCGACAUCAACGGAACAGUCAUGAACUACAGCGGCUGGAGCCACAGAGAUGACUUCCUGCAUGGGAUGGGCUACUCGGCCACAAAGGAGAUUCUCAUAGUGCAGAUCCUUGCAACAGACCCGACUAAAGCGCUAGAUGUCCGUUACAGUUUCUUUGUUCCCAAGAAGUCCACUCAGAAAGUAAACUCGGUCACCAGCCACGGCAGCAAUCAAGUGGGGUCGCACGCCACACAGCUGCAGUGGGUGACCGGCCCGUGGCUGGCCUGCUCCAGGUCCUGUGACACAGGCUGGCACACCCGGACCGUGCAGUGCCAGGACGGAAACCGCAAGUUAGCCAAGGGGUGUCUUCUCUCUCAGAGGCCUUCCGCCUUUAAGCAAUGUUUGCUAAAGAAAUGUUAGCCUGUGGUUAUGCUCUGAUGCAGAGAUGACUGGGUGACUGAUCACGGAUCAGUCGUGCUGAACAAGAAGAGGUCCACCUACAGCACAGACAGGCACCCUUCGGUGUCAUUGUCAACAGGAGUCUGAUUAUGGGCAGAAUCUGCUCCCUGUGACCAAAUGAAGAAGUGCACUAUUCCAUGUGACAGUGGUGACCCUGGAAUACAGAAGAACUUGGGAGUUGGCCAACAUCCCCUGGGCCUGCAAGAAUGGAAAACACUGAUGAAUGUAGAACCAGGCAACAUUUGACAACGGAAGAAUCACCUUCUCCCUCUUGCCACCUACCUCUUACAGAAUGUCUUCAAAGGCACUGUAACCAUUUUCACCCACAAUACACAGUAGCUUCUUUUUACUGUUUGUAAAUACAUUCUCCCUUGGUAUGUCACUUUAUAUCACUUGGUUCUAUUAAAAUAUAUAUGUGUAUAUAUAUAUAUAUAUAUUUCUAUAAAAAAAAGUGUUUGACCAAAGUAGGGUCUGCAGCUAUUCCAACUCCUUCCAGUUUCUGGAAAGAGCUGUGGAUGUUUUACUGGAAAUUAAGAUCUUGCUGCUGUUUUAAUAAGACUUAGUAAACUUUCAGACAACAGGAGAUAACAUUUUAGUCAAAAACCAUUUUGACAGCAAGCAUCUUCUGAGACGUUUUAAAAAGUGAAAGGAUCUCAGUGUAUCUCGUCAUUUAAAUACAUACACGGGUCUGUAGCAUUCGACAGCCUGCAUUUUUUCAGGCAGCCAGCCAAAUUAAUGCGUAACUAGGUCAUAGAAUUAGCAUUUGCGUGUGUGUAUGUUGUUGGUAUUCACAGGCUAACAAUUGAUUUCCUUGUGUUGAAAUUUAAAAGGAAAAAAAACAUACUUCACUGCAUUUUCCAUUUCUAUUUUCCCAGUUGCUUUCCCUUCCUGUGACUCAUCUGAUAUCUCACAAUAUGUAAUAUACACACAGCAAAGAGUUUUCCGAUCACAAUCGAUGCUCUAAAUACUGGUACUCCUCUUACCAGCAAGCCUUUAAAAUGUGUUUGUUUUUGCUUGUUUGUUCUGUUAAAGGGUUCUGUAAGACCUACAAGGUUUUCUACAUCUUGUUGACGUAGUGUAAUGAGAGUAUUAGAGAUCAUUUGGUAGUUAGCCACUUCUCAAAGUGAUUAUUGUUAAUGUGGUUAGUGCAGAAAAAAACAAGGUAAUUCAUAAGACUGUUUCCACACCGCACAGGCAAUAAUUCCUUGCAUUGAAAACCAACCCAAGCACACUGAUACCGCACUUCAGAUUUUUCCCAAGUAGAAAGCAUCUGGUUGCACCAGUAAGUGUUUGAGUGAUGAAAUAUGAUGAUUUUUGAGAAGUUUGUUACUUCUAUUUCCAUAGCCUAAGUAGGUUGUAAGUUUGAAUAGUUAGGCAUAGAAAAUUUGUGCAAUUACAUGCCUAAAAAUCUCUUUAGACAGUAAACUGUAUGCCUUCACUCCACAGUUUAAAAAAUAUAAGGCGUUUUGUUCAUUGGGAUUUCUUUUCCUUUGUGAAACAUCACAAAGCUAAUUGUUUUUAUAAAAUUGUAUAAUAUCAUACCAAAUGUGCCUAUUGUAAAGAUUUGCAUAUAAGAAUGUUAGGGGACCAUUGUUUGAGUUCCCUUAAGCUCAUGAGAGUUUAUUUUUAUUAUGAGAUAUUUUUAAUAUAAAAGAACUAUGUAAUUCAUCUUGCUCCAUCACAUUCAUUUCAGUGGGCCAGGAGAUUGGAUGUCUCACUGUUUUAAAUAUUUUCUUAAGAAAUUAUUCGGUAAAACAAAUAAGUAUUUUACAGAACUGAUAAUCAUCUUUCGGAUUUUUAUACACUGACUUUGCUGGAGAGACGGUCAUUUUUUUCUUAAUAAAUUAUCAGUUAGAAAAUGAGGUCUGUACAAGACUGGUACCUACUCUUGAUGGAGGUGAACCAGGUAUCAGGGCUGGGGACAGAGCUAUGCAAAUUGGCCAGGGAAAGAAUUAAAAUUACAACUGAUCAUUUGACUAUGCAGAGAGAACUAUUAGAGAGGCCGUUAUCUUUUCCAAUUUUCAAAAUAAUUUUAUCAAGUAAGCCAACUAUGACCAAGUUUUAUUUUAUCUUUUGUGGAUAUAUUGAAGGCAACAUUAAAAGAUAAUUAAAGAGCAAACACGAUUGUCUCCUAUUCUGCUUCUCAAUGCUUGACUCACAGAUUUUUAAUAUGAUUUAUCAAUGAUUUGUUUUCCCCCAAAUAAUGAAGUUUUAUCCUUUUCAUUGGAAUAAUCCUAGAGAGCUUAUAAUGAAUAAACCACUAUUCCAUGGUUUUAAGGAAUUUUCUUUAGUUUUUUUUUUGGUGUUUUUUAUUUUUGUAUGAGUAUCAAUAGAUUGACUAAAGAAUGUAUGUCUAAACUCCUGAGAAAAAUGAUAUAGACUGGAAACUGAAAUUCAGAGAAACUUAUAAUAGAUAUAAAGAAUGGUAAGCAAAGGGAAAAUCCUCUAUUAAAUGAUCUAAUUCAGUCCAGCUUGACUUUGGACUAUUCCUUCUAUCUUUAUGUAGUUGCACCUUGAAUAAAAAGUCUAGGGUUCAUGAUGUUAGGGGUUACUUCCUCAAAAAAGAGUUUGCCUAAAAGUGCUCAGGUUAGUAAGAAUUUAACCUCACAAAACUAAACACUCCAGGUUAAGUUUAAUUAAAUACAGUGGAAGCCCCCCAAAUAGCACUUAUUUCUUCUAGAAGAGAAAAGGUCAAAUUAAGCCCUGUUUGGUUGUUUAGAGAUUUAGGGGCAUUGUUGUAAUUUAUUCAACAAAUUCAACUUACUUUGCCUUUCUGUGGAAACAGUUUUAUUCCAUUAAACUAAGAAUUAAGGGAUUAAUCACAGACAAAAAGUUGCAGCACUGAAAAAAAUAAUUUAUUGUUUUUUGCAACUGGUAUGUGAAUUUGUGUGAUAAAGUUAUUUAUUCUUAUUUAACAAAAAUAUGUGCAAAUUCUAUAUUUAAAAUGUUUUGCUGUUGUCCUACUUUUUAAUUUAUGCUUCCUGUUUGUGGAUAAAGUACACUUUGUGAGUUUACAUGAUAUAUAGCACUGUUUGCUUUUGUAUUUUUUUACAAAAAGCUUUCUGUGUGAAGUGUAUUCCUCAUGUAUCAUUGUUCUGAUACUGUAGUUUUCCUUUCUGAGCAAGUGUUUAACUUAAGCUUUCAUUACUAUUAGUAUCCAUUAAUUCUAAUUUUUUCAAGUCACAGAUAAGAAAAACAUGUAUUUAAAACACUCAACUGUGGUCCAAGUUUUAAAUGUGGGCACAUAGAGAGCCUGUCAGUCCCCUGAAGCUAAGGCACAGUGAGAAUCAGGUCUAUUCAUUUCACUGAUACACUUGGACAAAGAGCUGUUGAUGGAUUAUGUGAAAACUGCAAGCGAUAUCAAUUAUAAUAAAACCAAAUAUUGUCUUUGGCUGCUUUAGAAACACUCCUUGAAAUUUAAUAUCACUUGGUCUCUAGUAUCUGCAGGAUUCUAUAGAUGAAAGCAAACAAAUUGGGUGUAAGUGAUUUCAGUGUCUGUAGUCAUAACUGUUUGUACGAACAUGGGGUCUCCAUUGCUGAAAGGUGACUUUUUACUUCUACCAAUGUCUCUCAUGGAGUGAUGACACGACUUGAGACAUGGAGGGCCACCUCUGAUCACACUAGCCUGCCCCUGACUACGAUUUCACUGUCUGGUCACAGCAAUAAGGCAAAGCACCCUUAGACACACAACUGACCAGAUUAACCUCUGACUCAAAUGUUUUUCCCACAGAAUCCUUCCUUAUUAUCAAUGUUAUUGUCAUGGUUUCUGUGAGGACAACAGCCAGAUUCAAAGAAGCCCAGGACUUGUGCUAUGACUUAAAGUUCACCAUUUGUGAACCAAGAUUGAAUGUAACAAUGACCAAAUUUGGCUAAUAGUUCAUGGUUGAGGGUGAAAUCUCAUUGGCUUGAUUGGUAAAUAUUACCACUCUAUUUAUAAUUAAACUUGAGACCAUAAAAAUACCAUACAUUUUUCAACAUUUCAGAGCUAUGAAAUAAAUGAAUAACUGUGAGUACAGAAAUGGGCACCCAAAGCUGUAAUAGAACUGAGUGCAAUGUCAAGGCGGUCUAUCAUUUAGAUGCACAGAAAAGGAACUUGGAUGUAUUCUCUAUUAUUUUUCUCAUUUGCCAAAACCUGUAGCUUUAGACUGUCUAACAGGUAGAUCAACCUAACUCACUAGUUCACUGAGGGGAAAAAAAACAAUCUUCCUAAUAGUUUUCUGCUAACAGGAACUAGAGAAAUGACUCCUCAAAGUGAUAUCAUCACAAAACAUCAAUCUAUAAUGCAUAAUUGUGUUCUGGUCAAUUAACAUAUGGAAACAUUGAAGUAAAACGCAUGCAUCAGUGAAGGAAAAAAAAUGGAAAUAGACAUGUGUCCAGACCAGAAAAGCAUUUAAUCUGGCAAAGUGUGUUUCUGGUGCCAAGAUACCAUAACUCUCAGUGGAAAAAAUAGUGGAAUACAUUGUCAGAAGAUGCUGGUUUUAAGAGAGAAUAAAAGUACAUGCUAGCUAACACAGCUAAAUGCACAGUUCUAAUAUUCUAGCACUUUACCAAUAAGUUUGCUUUCUGUGGUCCUUGUCCCAUAGCUCCAACUGGUCCAUGUGGGCCACCAUAGGUCAAAUGAAAAAGCAAAUAAUGGCCCAUCAUCCUAUAAGGCACUGUCACAUUGAAGUGAUCCAGGUCGAACACUGUGAGAAAAACUGUGAGUUAUAAAUAACAUGUGGCAUUCUUUUUUUUCCCCAUUUUCCUUUGACACAUACAAUGAAGAAUUACACUUUUCUCCUGAGAUGCUAACAUCUUCAGUGAUCAAUAGUCAAAUGUAGUAUUUCUGAGUCACUAUUUUAUUCUAUGUGACUUUUCCAUUGUCAAGAAAGAACUAAGUUUGGUUUUUGUUUUGUUUUUUGGAUUUGGGUUUUUUUCUGGUUUUGUUAUUUUUUCAAGGCUGGGCACAACUUGAUACCCAAAGUUAGGGAGAUUGCAUCUGAUGGUCAUUUCGUUUAGCGGGGCUCGGUGACACAUGACAUGUACCUCGAGGAUGUUUCAGGUGACAUCAAAACUCUAAGAGUGUCAGGCUGGGGCGGCAGGCUUUCAGAUGCGUCAUGUCUCAUCACCCAGACAUCGGCACUCUUGUCAAACAUUCCUUUUAAACAGACUCAUUUGGUUCUUAUACACACACAAACCCCUGUGUAUAUUUUGCCUGAGUUUAAGUUUUGUGACAUUUUAUGUCCAUUGUAAACACUGAGCUAGCAUAGCUCAGUCUUCCUUCGCUUUAACAAUUCACAACAUAUUCGAACCACUUCACCCCACACUGAGAGCCUAUUGAGAACAGUAGUGUGUUGACUUAGUGAGGCUACACUUUGGAUUGGAAAACAGCUAUCAUCUCUGGGUGAUGUUUUUGCAUUGUACACUCAGGCAUGUUGCAAAUGCAGGAGCUGAUGGACACUGCUCACAUUUGAGUCUCACAUACUUGUCAGAAAAUCAUGCAUAUGUCUUCUAAAUGGACUCCAGGUAACUAAGCAGAUGCCAGAAGUAUGUUCAAUUUGAUGGAAGCAGUGACCCCAACAGUUGAUCUCAGUAUUAGAGUCUGUGAGUAAAUUCAGGUAGUAGACCUAAGCAGGUAGAAGCAAGAUUUUGAAAUCUUGAAUGGUGCUUCUGAGACAGUAAAAACUUUGAAGAUUUGCACAUUAUGUAUGUCAUAAAAUAUAAGCUGUGUAUUACCCCAGAUUGUCAGAAGCAAUGGCAUCGUUCAGUAAAUGCAUCAUUCAGUAAAAACCAGUUGAAGAACCAAAACUUUUGGGAAAACUAAAAUGGGUCUCAUGUAAAAUGUCUCCUCAGCCUUGGCAACUUUCAAACUGCAAUCAACUACUGAAAGCAUUACUGUGUCUUAUAGCCUGCAUUCCAGCAAGCUCUGUUAUUCAGGUAAAUCACUUGAACUGAGUCAUUUGGGGCCUGUACUGUAAUAUUUUUCAUGGAGGAACAAUAUCCUACUUUGUAAAGCAUUUCUCUAUGUGUGACUUUAAACUGUAAAAUUAAACAUUGGCUUUGUGGUUUCAGUGAGCACAAUAAAUGUAAACUGUAAACUAG